AUGGAGUCCCUUGUGCCUAAAGAUUCACCUCUGGACGAUUACCUCCAAGGAAUCGGCGGCGAGGAGACAUGGACGGCCGAUGAAAUGCACAGUGAUAGCGAUCACGAUGUCCCGACCUCUGAUUUUGCGCCUCGUGGAGCAUCUCGCUUCCAGAAGAGAGUCCGCAACAAGCUCCCGAAGCCUCUGGACCUUCGCAGCUCGUCCCACGGAGCUCUGGUCGAGAAGCUUUAUUCUGCCUGCUCGACUGCUCUAAAUGCGCGCAUCGCCCGAGGGGAUAACGAGCGUUUCCUGGAACAGUUUGGCUACGUCAUCGUCGCCUCGCAGCUCUUGAAUGAGCACAGUGCGCCCUCCUACACCUCCGCCGCCGACGUGCUUACGACGUCCCAACCCGCAGAACUUCCGUCACUCUCAACCACUUUUGGCGUGCAGGGCGCUGUAGUCACCGCCUCCACAUCCUUCUCAAUCGUCUGGCUACUGCAUUGGGGGCGGUCGAAAACCGGAUCGGGGCUCAAUUUGCGGAGAUUCGGAAUUCUUUUGAUCUUGGUCCCAGUACUGGGAGUCUUCUUCUACGCCUUCGCCAAGCGACAAUGGUUGAAAUACUUGCGACAUCAAGCAGUCGAGGCGGCCGGGGCAUUUGUGAGAAACGCGCAGGGGUUUGAUUCCGCCGCAUCGGCCUCGGUGGUUUUCAUCCAGGAGGUCGAGCUGGUCUCUAGAGGCUACCGAAUAAGCACGCCGCUCCCACCGAUCAGUCGCCUCGAAGAUCAAGUUCAAAUUCGGCGAUGCCUGCGACUUCGAAAAGCAGUGUCCGAAUGCUUUUCAUCCAUGUUAGGACGCUACAUCCAAUCCCAGAACACGUUGCGACCGUUGACCGACGAGGCCAACCUCGCCAAAUAUUAUGACAUCUACGACCUUGCGCUAGAGGACCUAGCAUCUAUAGAAGCUACAAUCUCACAAGAAUCGCUGGAUGACCCCUGUUCUUUGCGCUCUUUACGUGACUCGUUCGGAAAGUUGUACACUGUGCGAAAAAGUGUUCUGUGCUGUCUGCUCGCCCUGAGCGCUGACGGAGGGGGCUCUGAUAUUGCGCGGUGGAAUUCAGCUGUGGAAGAGAUGCGCGAGCUUGCGGCAGUCACGGGAUCCAGCAUGACCAAGAUGACCAACAUUCUCAACGAGGAAGAUCGGGAUCUCAUCCCGCCCUCUCCGCUGCCAUCGGCCUCCCCAAGCAAGGAGCGUAUGCGCGCGCAAUUUCGGCGGCUCAACUCCUUAUCGCAAGGCGUGCGUGCCUUACAUGCCAAAAUGCACAUCGUCAGUGAGGAGUCCAAUGCCAAAAUGGACAAAUCCGACGGGGGUGAAUUUGAGGCGAGCCUCUUGGCGCAAUACGAUUCGAUUGGCAGCGACAUCAAGGCCUUACUCCAAGAAUGGGAACUCGGAAAAGCUGCCUUUGUCAACAGCACCGACCGGCUCAGCAUUGCAGAGCUGUCAAGGCCGUCGAGCAUGGCUUUCCCUCUGUCCCCAACACCGAGUCUUGGGGGCACAACCGCUGUGGAGGGCAGUCCCACCGAUGCGCUGAAGGCGCUGAAUGGUGAGCGCCCCGACUUGACGCAUAGUUUUGAUGACGAAGAGAUCUUCGAGGCCGUCGUCUUGCCCGCAUCCAGGAACAAGAGGGCCUCAUUGACUCGGGAUGAGCGGCUGGCCCGUGUCCGAGAAGCUCGCGCACAGAAGGCGGUUGUCCAAGAAAAGGCCAACGCGAAGACCAACAUGCUCAAGGAGCUAGAGAUGGUCAUUCAACAAAGACCUCGCAAUGGCGCCUCCAAACGAGUGACUACCACCCCACAUCGAAACAUGUUUGAGGCACGAUUGGAACAGGCUUCUCUCUUGAAGCGCGUCGUCGACGCUAUUAAGGAUCUCGUUCAGGACUGCAACUUCGACUGCAAUGACUCCGGUAUCGCGCUUCAGGCCAUGGAUAACUCGCACGUUGCUCUGGUCUCAAUGCUUCUGCGUGCUGAGGGCUUCUCUCCCUACCGUUGCGACCGCAACGUCGCUCUCGGUAUCAACUUGGUCUCGCUCACGAAGGUCCUGCGCGCUGCUCAGAUGGAAGACAUCCUGACAUUGAAGGCCGAAGACUCGCCCGAUGUUAUUAAUUUGAUGUUUGAGAGCGCCGAGACUGAUCGUCUCAGCGAGUACGAUAUUAAGCUCAUGGAUAUUGACCAAGAGCACCUGGCCAUUCCCGAGACAGAAUAUGCCGCUGUCGUUGAGAUGCCUUCAGCGGAGUUCCAGCGUAUUUGCCGCGAUCUGAACGCUCUCUCUGAGUCUGUCGUUAUCGAGGCUAGCAAGGAAGGCGUCAAGUUCUCCUGCUCUGGUGACAUUGGAAACGGCUCAGUCACCAUUCGCCAACACACCAAUGUCGAGAAGCCCGAGCAGAAUGUGUCCAUUGACCUUUCCGAGCCCGUUGCUUUGACCUUCUCUCUCAAGUACCUUGUCAACUUCUGCAAGGCUUCCAACUUGUCCACAUCCGUAAGGCUGAAUUUGUCUCAGGAGGUGCCUCUCCUCGUGGAGUACCCUCUUGGCAGCGGUCACCUGCGCUUCUACCUCGCCCCCAAGGUUCGUCACGAAACCCCCCUCUUGGUCGGAAUUGAGCCACCGUUACUAAUCACCGAGGAUGAACAGAUUGGCGACGAGGAAUAA
Penicillium oxalicum is the source of this 2682-nucleotide messenger RNA. RefSeq lists its product as uncharacterized. Gene Ontology annotation, molecular function: DNA binding; myosin binding; DNA polymerase processivity factor activity. The coding region runs from base 1 to 2682 and encodes 893 amino acids. The transcript is spliced from 9 exons. NCBI's taxonomy places the organism in Eukaryota, Fungi, Ascomycota, Eurotiomycetes, Eurotiales, Aspergillaceae. Gene Ontology annotation, biological process: translesion synthesis; leading strand elongation; regulation of DNA replication. The record is from RefSeq and is a predicted model, not a curated record. Gene Ontology annotation, cellular component: PCNA complex.